CUCCUACCCAGGGACACCUCUAUAUAAGACGAUGCCAAAUAUGCCGCCAGUCAAUGCACACUCUUUCAGCUUCUAGUAGCCCAACAUCUCUUGACUUUUGAGAAAAAUGGCUUUUGACCUUGCAGCUGCGGCGGCGGCGGUGCCAUGGAGCUACCUCCUGUACGGGCUCACGGGCUCUGCGCUCCUGUGGCAGGCCCGCCUGCUGCUGGACCGGCUGUGGUGGCGCCCGCGGCGGCUGGAGAGGACGCUGCGCGCGCAGGGCGUCGGCGGCACGCCGUACCGCUUCCUCAUGGGCGACCUCAAGGACUUCGGCCGGCUCAACGACGAGGCCUGGUCCAAGCCAUUGCCGCUGCGCUGCCACGACAUCGUCCCCCGCGUCAUCCCGUUCCUCCACAACAACGUCCGGGACAACGGCAAGCCGUGCUUCUCUUGGUUCGGGCCGGUGGCCAACGUGGCCAUCACUGACCCCGAGCUUAUCAAGGACGUGCUGUCCAACAAGUUUGGCCACUUCGAGAAGCCGCAGUUCCCGGCUCUCACCAAGCUGCUCGCCAACGGCCUGACGACCCAUGAGGGAGAGAAAUGGGUCAAGCACAGGAGGAUCCUCAAUCCCGCGUUCCAUCUUGAGAAGCUCAAGCUCAUGCUACCGGCUUUUUCUGCGAGCUGUGAAGAGCUUGUCACCAGAUGGAAGGAGUUGCAUGGUUCUGGCGGAUCGUGCGAGGUGGAUGUGUGGCCGGAGCUCCAGAACCUCACCGGGGAUGUCAUUUCCCGCACAGCUUUCGGUAGCAGUUAUCUCGAAGGAAGGCGGAUAUUCCAACUGCAGUCCGAGCAAGCUAAGCUCUUUGUUGGUGCAGUCCAGAGGAUUAUUAUUCCGGGUUACCUAUUGUUGCCAACCAAGAACAAUCUGAAGAUGCGCAAAAACAACAAGGAGGUUGAAUCAAUUUUACAAGGUCUAAUCAAUAAAAGAAUGCGAGCUAUGGAAGAAGGUGAAAAAUCCGAAAAUGAUCUACUAGGCCUGUUGCUAGAGUCGAAUAUGAAGGACGUGGACGAGAAUGGCCAACCUAGCCAAGGAAUGGCAAUGGAAGAUGUCAUCGAGGAGUGCAAACUAUUCUACUUGGCAGGAAUGGAGACAACGUCGGUGCUGCUCACAUGGACAAUGAUUGUACUAAGCAUGCAUCCGGAGUGGCAAGACCUUGCGAGGGAGGAGGUCCUAGGUUUAUUUAGGAAGAACAAACCCGAGUACGAGGGCCUUAGCCGACUCAAAACGGUGACCAUGAUCCUUCACGAGGUUCUUCGGUUGUAUCCAUCAGCUACAGUUUUUAGCCGGAAAACAUAUAAGGAUAUGGAUAUAGGAGGUGUCAGAUACCCAUCGGGUGUGUUCAUUGAGGUGCCAGUUCUAUUCAUCAAUCAUGAUCCAGACAUAUGGGGGAGUGAUGUCAAUGAGUUCAAACCAGACCGAUUUGCCCAGGGGAUUUCCAAGGCAUCCAAGCAUCCAGGCGCCUUCUUGUCAUUUGGUUGGGGGCCACGGGUGUGCAUCGGCCAGAACUUUGCAAUGCUCGAAGCCAAGAUGGCGCUAAGCAUGAUCCUUCAGCAUUUCGAGUUUGAGCUCGCGCCAUCAUAUACGCAUGCACCUCAUACCGUGAUGACAUUGCAACCGAUGCAUGGUGCGCAAAUUAAGAUCAGAGCUAUCUGACUAGGUACACAUUUAAGCCAAUAUUUGGUUGUUCUUAAUUAUCGGUGUAAACAAUUUUGGCUUUUGUAAGAUGAACUCUGUAUUUUAACUAUUCGGGUAAACAAUAUAGGUUUGUGUAAGAUAAUCUAUGCAUUUGAAUUAUCUGUAAACAAUGUUAGUUUGUGUAAGAUGAAUUAUGUAUGAGUGAAUAAAAAUGUUGUCAUAAUGUAUUGG
This is a messenger RNA of Triticum aestivum (bread wheat), 1903 nucleotides long. RefSeq names its product cytochrome P450 72A15. The transcript is spliced from 4 exons. Gene Ontology annotation, molecular function: iron ion binding; monooxygenase activity; heme binding. The coding region runs from base 107 to 1690 and encodes 527 amino acids. NCBI's taxonomy places the organism in Eukaryota, Viridiplantae, Streptophyta, Magnoliopsida, Poales, Poaceae. The record is from RefSeq and is a predicted model, not a curated record.